Messenger RNA from Salarias fasciatus (jewelled blenny), 4053 nucleotides. It is a transcript of the gene tom1l2a, whose product is annotated as target of myb1 like 2 membrane trafficking protein a. The transcript has 16 exons. The coding region runs from base 41 to 1660 and encodes 539 amino acids. The record is from RefSeq and is a predicted model, not a curated record. Gene Ontology annotation, biological process: signal transduction. Gene Ontology annotation, cellular component: membrane; endosome. Lineage: Eukaryota; Metazoa; Chordata; Actinopteri; Blenniiformes; Blenniidae. Gene Ontology annotation, molecular function: phosphatidylinositol binding; ubiquitin binding; clathrin binding.
GCAGCCUCUGUCAUUCCCGAGAGGACUGCUUGUUGUCAAAAUGGAGUUCUUACUCGGAAAUCCUUACAGCACUCCCGUGGGCCAGUGUAUAGAGAGAGCAACGGAUGGAGGCCUGCAGAAUGAGGACUGGACCCUCAACAUGGAGAUCUGCGAUAUCAUUAAUGAGACAGACGAGGGGCCGAAAGACGCGAUGCGAGCUCUGAAGAAGAGACUGAGCGGCAACAAGAACUUCAGAGAAGUGAUGUUGGCGCUAACGGUUUUAGAGACAUGUGUGAAGAACUGUGGUCACAGAUUUCACGUCCAGGUGGCCACCAGAGAUUUUAUCGACGGUGUUCUGGUCAAAAUCAUCUCCCCAAAAAGCAAUCCUCCUACUAUCGUGCAAGACAAAGUGCUGUCACUCAUCCAGGCCUGGGCCGAUGCCUUCAGGAGCACCCCUGAUCUAACUGGAGUGGUCCAUAUUUAUGAGGAAAUGAAGAGAAAAGGCAUCGAGUUCCCAAUGGCAGACCUGGACGCAUUGUCUCCCAUUCACACGCCACAGAGGGGUACGCCAGAAGUGGAUCCAGCUAUGAUCAAAUAUCUGGCUCCUGCUUCACCCGCCACAAGGACAUCUCAACCCGCCUCACCUGCUCUGUCUGGCACACAGGCGCCUGCUGCGCCAAGUCCCAUCACAGCAAUGCCCGAGCAGAUUGCACGGCUGCGGAGUGAGCUGGACGUAGUGAGGGGAAACAUCAAAGUCAUGUCAGAGAUGUUAACUGAGAUGGUCCCUGGACAGGAGGAUGCCUCCGACUUAGAGCUGCUGCAGGAGCUGAACAGAACUUGCCGCGCUAUGCAGCAGAGAGUGGUCGAGCUGAUUUCACGCGUGUCUAACGAAGAAGUGACGGAGGAGCUCCUGCACGUCAACGAUGACCUCAACAACAUUUUCCUACGAUACGAGAGGUAUGAGAGGUACAGGUCCGGUAGAGCUGCACAGAACAACGGGAUGCUAACUGAAGCCAAUGAGGACAAUCUGAUAGACCUUGGCCCAGGCUCCCCCGCUGUGGUCACACCCAGGAUCACAUCCAGUCCUCCACCCAGCUCCUCUGCAGGGGCCACAGCUUCCCCGGCCCACAAUGCACCUGCUGCCUCAUUAUCCUCUGCACUGUCUGGUCUCGAUGUUGGUUCAGACAGUGUCAGCGGCACCCUGACGUCUCUAUCAGGACGCAACCAGGACGACUUUGACAUGUUUGCCCAGACCAGGAGCAGUUCUCUGGCUGAGCAGCGAAAAAAUGUAAAAUAUGAAGACCCCCAGGCUCUGGGCGGCCUGGCCUCCGCUUUGGAUGUUCGGCAACAGAACGCAGGAGGGCUGAGGGUAAAAGGGGAUGAUAACCCAGCAGAUCAGGAGCUGCCCAUAGACAGCUGGCUUAUUACCCAAGGAAUGAUCCCUGUAUCGCAGUCCUCUGUCAUGGAUGACAUAGAGGAGUGGCUCUGUGCUGACGUGAAAGGGGACGGUGCUGAGGAAGGUGUUACCAGUGAAGAGUUUGAUAAGUUCCUGGAGGAGAGAGCUAAGGCAGCAGACACUCUGCCAUCUCCCCCUGAUGCAAACCCCUCACACCCGGCUCGUGCCCCCAGCGGCUCCCAGAAGAAGGCUGAACGGACGGAGGACGCCCUCUUUGCCUUGUAGACUGUUCAGAAAACAUGGGCGUCUUCAGGACGAUGCCCCGAACGCUGCCCUGGCCCCCAGCUGUCCUUCAACUCCCAUUUCAUUGCUGACUGGCAGUGGUGUAGCAAGUGCUCUCCACCUUCUUCGUCUCUUGCCACAGUGUAAAUCUAACCGUUAAGAGGUCCAACAUGUUUACGGCGCACUACUGUGCUGCGUUUCGCUUUAUAUGGAUGUAUUAAUCUGUUAAUGUGGGAUGUAUUACUCUCAGUCCAGUAUUUGUAAUACUCCACCAAAGGAACACAACUUGUCGCUUGUGUUUUUGAAAAUGUCGUCCGUCGCUGCGAGAUCGAUGAGAAAUAUCUCUGCAGGUCUAUGCAUUGAGUCAGUAUAGAAACACAAAUUGGAUUAUAUUGUGUUAUUUUACUACAUUCUGCUAAUUGCUUAUUUAUGCAUUUUUGUUUUAAUGAUUUGUUCUGUACUAUGUACUAGCGCUGAUGUAUUGGCCACGUCUUUCUUUUUUUUUUUUUUUAAUUCCUACAAAUAUUCCAGUUAAGAGUUGUAGCGAUGCUUUUAAUACUGAGGUAUGUGUGGAAUGACAACACCUAUCAGUACUCAUUGUUGCAAAUGCACUGAAAAUAUAAGACUCUUGUUAGGAGGCUAAUGUUGCUAACUAGGAACAUAAUCAAAUCAUAGCUCUUAACCAUGUAUGCCAGCAUUUCUCUACGCAAAGGGAAUAGUGAAAAAAUGCUAAAUAUUCAUAGUUAGGGUUAACUCAAAUGUAUUUAAAUGGCUAAGGGGAAGGAACAUGCCUAUUCAUGAUUUCCCAGUUUUUUUCAAUCCUGCUAUACACUACAAGUUCCACAUGCCUGUGACAACAGGCUUGGAACACUUUUAGUCAUUCCAAAGAAUGUAAAGGCUUUAAUGACCAACUAGUACUUAAUUGUACGUCAAACAGUAAUGUCCUUCAUGUACUAUAAAUGUUAUGGGAUCAAAACCAUUUUCCUCCCCCCUGGUGUAUUUAAUGUCUGUGCACUUUGAAGCAAAAACAAAUCUGUAUUUUGUCCUUUGUGUUUACAAGAUGGUCACUAUUUUUCUAGGGAAAGGGGAAUUGAGUAGUCUUCAGGACGACUUCGUUUUGCACAUAACUUUUCUAAAUAGUUGCGGCUCUUGCUUGCGUAGAAGUGGAUGGACUUGUCUAACUUAUGAUUUCAAGAAAUACAAAAGAUGUUAAAAAUUGCAUUGAAAACAGGAUUUAAUCAUAGCACACAUCAUAAACGACUAAAUCGUACAGCCGACAAUAACGCGCAGUUGUAAAAGAAGUAUUCACAUAAGCAAAUGUUCACACAGUAGUAUUUAAUCUAUGUACCUCAAAUUACUGCAACUUCUGCACCUGGUUACCAAUGUAGUGACUCAUAAUAUUUGAGAGUAGAGAGAAUUACGUAAUAUUUAAUCCCUUGUAUUUUUUUUAUAGUUCCUGUGAAAAGAAAAGAAAAACAAAACAAGUUUGCACCCUUCAUUGAUCUUCACAGGUAAAGCUCAAGCAUGCAACACAAAAAUCCUCCCCUUGAUUUCAGCUAUCAAAAGACAUAUUUUCACACUGCAGUGUUUCAUCUGCCGUGUUGGAGCUGCCGCCAAGCAUUUCUGUCAUUGACUGGGUGGACACAGUAGCUCCUGACUGGAGUUUGAGAUAAUGUUGCACUUGGAAUCGAAAAUAGAAAACCAUGUCUUCAUUUCAGUUCAUUUUGCACUACACUUAAGACUGUUUUCUCUCCAUUCAUUAGAGACCAAAAGCGUUGUUAAUCAGAUAAAGCUAAAACCCAUUAAAGUCUCUUUUCCAGAUGUAGAAGCUUCAUUGUUCAUCCAUCAAUAUUGAAUAAUUGAAUAAUUCUUUUUGAGUCUUUAUAGGGAUUCCAUUGGAAGGGAAUACUCUUAAUUUGUUAUACUAUUUAACAAAUGCAUUUAACUUUUUUUGUCAACAUGUGCUUGACUACAUUUUAGUUGAAAACAUUAGCAAUGAUGAGCUUUAAUGUUAUAUGGUAACACAAUGGUAUUGGUAUGGCUGCCAGGUGAUUGCGAUCUUCAUCAAUUCUGGACAUGCAAACUGAACAAAGACUAGAAAAUGUAACGGGAGAUCCUGAUUGUGUGUGGAGUAUCUUUGGAUUUGUAAGUGUACUCUGUUACUUGCUUUUAUGACGCUCAAGUCCUGAUUGCAACAUGUAUUCCUCGAAGUGGUUACUGAAUGUCUUUAAUACUGAUGAGAAAAAAAGGUUUUUUGGUUUUGUGUGGACAUGGAAAACAGACCUGUUUUCUAUGUCUGCUUGGCUGUACCGUCUGUUGCCAUUACUAAUGGUCAGAUUUAUAUUUGACCAAUGCACGUGUGUAACUGCCCAAUAAAAUACGAGUGUAGCAAUGAG